This is a messenger RNA of Cladocopium goreaui, 492 nucleotides long. The record is from the annotation of a GenBank genome assembly. Lineage: Eukaryota; Dinophyceae; Suessiales; Symbiodiniaceae.
AUGCAUACCACGUUAUACAGUUUCGAUGCAAAAUACCCGAUUGUAAAUACGCGCAUGCCGAGCCCCUGGGUCCCUGAGAACAUGACCUUUGUUGCUCCAAGUGGCCUGCGCCCAGUGUCUCCAACUCCGGGCCGGCCAGAGAACUCUGUGACCCACGGCGCGCAGCUGGAACCGCAGUGGGCUAGCCAGGAAGUGGCGGAGAGAACUGCGAAAGCGCUGUUGCCAACCAUUGAGAAUCGGCUGGCGAACUUUGAGGCGCUUUUGGAGCAAGGACUGCGGGUUCCGAAACCAACAGCUGAAAUCUCUGAGGCUGCCAAGCUGAUUGCUGAGACAGUCUCCACUUUGCAAGAUAGGCUACGCAGCCUCGAAGUGCGGAUGGAAGCGAUGGCACCAUCGCCGUUUUUUCCGGAGGGGCAUCGACGUGACGAGGAGACGAAGGACGCGCUGGGAUGGAUGUUCUCCCCGGUGAUGUUACUCUGUUGGGCUGGUUGA